Molecule: messenger RNA, 1439 nt
Organism: Chara braunii
Lineage: Eukaryota; Viridiplantae; Streptophyta; Charophyceae; Charales; Characeae
Source: the annotation of a GenBank genome assembly
GAUCGUUCAAGAUCCGGCAAGUGUGCUCCCCACUGCGUUUGUCAUUUUCAAGUCACGAUGGGGAUCGACCAUUGCUGCGCAAACACAGUUGUCGCCCGACCCUAUGACCUGGGCAACCAUACCUGCACCCGAGCCUCGUGACGUCUGCUGGCCCAAUCUGGCCGUUGAUCCAGUACGACAGAUGUCUAUCAGGAAAUUUGUUGUCACUGGCCUGGUUAUUGUGCUCAUCUUCUUCUACUUAGUACCAGUCACGUUUGUGCAGGGUCUUGCAGAGUUACGGAAUCUCCAGAAGUGGCUGCCUGUUGGAGGGAUCGUUAACAUACCAAUUGUCGGAUCCUUCAUAGCUGGGUUUCUGCCGGUAUUGAUACUCAGUAGUGCGAUCUACGUAUUGCCGGGGAUUCUGUACUACCUGUCGUACCUGGAAGGCUUUCAUUCCUACAGCAAAAUCGAGCGAGCGGCAUCUGGCAAGCUCAUCUUUUUCUAUGUCGUCAACACUUUCUUUGCAUCGGUAGUUUCGGGUUCGGUGCUGAGUGAGCUGGACAGGUUCCUUGACGCACCCAAACUAAUCCCGGAAAGACUUGCAGUUGCUAUUCCAGGCAAGAUUUCAAAUGUCUACAUGCCAACAUAUGAGAGUGGUGGCCAGUUCUGGCCACAGCUGCACAACAGAGUCAUCGCAGUGCUGAUAUUGAUGCAGAUUACAGUAAUGGGGGUUCUUGGCACGAAGCAAGCAGUCCGAGCGGCGCCCUCGAUGAUCCCGCUACCUUUCCUCACCCUUUACUUCAACAAAUUUUGCACCGACCGAUUUCUAUCCUGCUUUAAGAAGACCUCUCUGGAGAGCGCAACGGCAUGGGAUGUGAUGAACCAUGGCAAUCAUCUCGCUUCGAACGGUGACCUGGACCUGCAGUUCUGUGCAGAUGCAUAUCAGCAUCCAGCAAUGAAGCCCAUAAUGAGUUACGGCGAGCGUGAAAAUGAGGCAGAGCAGCCGCCCUCUCCUUCUCCCGUGAGUCGUGAGGACAACGACAACUAUUAUCCACCAAGAAAUGAGUGAUCAUUUUCGCAGAUUGAGUGUGAAGAGGGCCUCCCUCACCAUCUAUUCAUCCCUCUGUUUCGUUCCCAUCGCCCUCCUUCUGCCUCUCUUUCUGUCCUCUCCUCCCUCCCUCCCUCCCUCCCUCCCUCUUCCCCAUCCAGAUUGAUUACUGGGAAAGAGGUUGGCAAGUUGCUAGGGGGUGAUGAAGGUCAUCCCCCCUCUCUAUUCAUCCCUCAAUUUCGAGUCCUCCUCCUUCCUCUUGCCUCCUUUUCCAUGCUCUCUUGUCUCCCCCUCCCUCCCUCCCUCCUCUCGCCCAAGCCAGAUUGAUUACUGGGGCAGAAGUCGGCAAGGCGCGGAAUCUUUAUACCAAGUUCGCAAGCUGCAAGGCGCGGAACAAAACGGCUGCAUAAGU